AUGAGUGUUUCUUUGACAGUGAUGGCCUUUAAUCUUCAUGAAGAUCAGGCUGAAGACAGUCCAAAUUCAUGGGAGAAGAGGAAGGAUUUGUGUAUUAGUGUCAUCACUAGUUACUCUCCUAUGAUUCUUUGUACUCAACAAGGUGUGAAAACACAGUUGGAUUAUCUUCAGCAGUGCUUGCCAGGUUAUGGUCAAUUUGGAAUAUCAAGAAAAGGAUCUCAAGACACUUCAGAUGAACACUGCACUAUCUUCUAUGACAAGGAAAAAGUAGAGCUGCUAGAAGGUGGAACAUUUUGGCUAUCAGAGUCGCCUUCUGUCCCAGGAAGCAUUUCAUGGGGUGCUGCAGUUCCAUGUAUUGCAACAUGGGCUAUAUCCUUCCCAAUACUAGUUUUGUCAAAUUUACAUUGGAUUGAGCCUCCGGGCUUUUCAUUUCAGAUAGUGAAUACAAAAAUGGAUGAGUUAAGUCCUCGUGCACGUCGACGAAGUGCUUUACUCACAUGGCAACACAUUGCAUCCUUACCUCCUAGCUUACCUGUUGUGUACUGUGGAGGAUUUAACACACAGAAGGAAUCAACUACAGGACGUUUUCUUCUAGGGAGAUCAAGAGAGCAUGGAGUAGUGGGAGACAUGAGGGAUACAUGGCCGAAUGCUCGAGUGAGGAAAAAUGUUUCGCUCAUACACACUUACCAUGGUUUCAAAGGUGACAAGCAAGGAGCUCUUGAAUUCUUCAAGUUGAUCUUGAGGGCACUCUGCCUCUGUUGGGACCGGCAAACGCAGGAUCUGCAUGUAGAUUGGAUUCUUUUCAGAGGUAGAUCUUUGAUUCCUGUCCUGUGCGAAUUGGUGAACGAUAAUAUAGAUGGGCAUUAUCCUUCCUCACACUACCCUAUAUUCGCUGAGUUUAUGCUUCCUCGUUCUGUGAGACAGCUUGAACCACCUCCCACUCAAGAAGAAAGUCCAGUUACUGUCUGA
This is a messenger RNA of Dovyalis caffra, 969 nucleotides long. Lineage: Eukaryota; Viridiplantae; Streptophyta; Magnoliopsida; Malpighiales; Salicaceae. The record is from the annotation of a GenBank genome assembly.